AGGCGCGGGAGGUGCUCCGGUUUUAGCGGGUGCAGAAUAAGCCUGGCUUUGCUCCGACGUUGACUUCGCGGCCCGGGAGACAUUUUGAUGCUCUGCCAGGGGCUGUGAAGGAUUCAGAAAUGACUAUGGAUCAACCCAUGUCAUCAAGGAGCUAAUAAUCUAGUGGAGGAGUUAGACAUGUGAACACAUGACUAUAAUAUGAGGCAGUCUCUGAGCUUAUAUUCCCUGUGGAAGAUGUGACAUUGACCCAGGCGGCACGUCACGAUGCAAGGCAAUGCAUGUCAUAGAAUGUCGUUCCACCCAGGACGAGGGUGCCCUCGAGGGCGGGGAGGACACGGAGGAGCCAGACCUUCAGCACCAGCCUUCCGGCCCCAGAAUCUGAGACUGCUCCACCCCCAGCAGCCUCCUGUGCAGUAUCAAUACGAACCUCCGAGUGCUCCUUCCACCACGUUCUCGAACUCUCCAGCCCCCAAUUUUCUGCCUCCGCGACCAGACUUUGUACCCUUCCCUCCCCCCAUGCCUCCGUCAGCACAGGGGCCCCUGCCCCCCUGCCCAAUCCGGCCCCCCUUCCCCAAUCACCAGAUGAGGCCGCCCUUCCCGGUACCUCCGUGUUUCCCUCCCAUGCCGCCUCCGAUGCCCUGUCCUAACAACCCGGCCGUCCCUGGGGCCCCUCCGGGACAAGGCACUUUCCCCUUCAUGAUGCCCCCGCCUUCCAUGCCCCACCCCCCGCCCCCUCCGGUCAUGCCACAGCAGGUCAAUUAUCAGUACCCUCCCGGGUAUUCGCACCACAACUUCCCACCCCCCAAUUUCAACAGCUUCCAGAACAGCCCCAGCUCUUACCCGCCCAGCGCCAAUAACAGCAGCAGUCCUCAUUUUAGGCACCUCCCUCCAUACCCGCUCCCGAAGGCUCCCAGUGAGAGAAGGUCCCCUGAAAGGCUCAAGCACUAUGAUGACCACAGGCACCGUGACCACAGUCACGGACACGGCGAGAGGCAUCGGUCCCUGGAUCGGCGGGAGCGAGGCCGCAGCCCCGACAGGAGGAGGCCCGACAGCCGCUACAGGUCGGAUUACGACCGAGGGAGAACGCCGUCUCGCCACCGGAGCUACGAGCGGAGCAGAGAGCGGGAACGGGAGAGACACAGGCACCGGGACAGCCGAAGAUCACCAUCUCUGGAAAGGUCCUACACAAAAGAGUAUAAGAGAUCUGGAAGCCGUUCCCCGAGUAGGGAGAAGAAGAGAGCUCGUUGGGAAGAAGACAAAGACAGGUGGAGUGACAGCCAGGGCUCUGGCAAGGAGAAGAGCUACACCUCCAUCAAGGAGAAGGAGCUGGAGGAGGCGCUGCCCGACAGAAACGAGGAGGAGGAGGAGGAGCUGCUGAAGCCUGUGUGGAUCCGCUGCACCCACUCGGAGAACUACUACUCCAGCGACCCCAUGGAUCAGGUGGGAGAUUCUACUGUGGUUGGCACCAGUAGGCUCCGCGACCUGUACGACAAGUUCGAGGAAGAGUUGGGGAGCCGGCAAGAGAAGGCCAAAGCCGCUAGACCGCCGUGGGAGCCGCCCAAGACGAAGCUGGAUGAGGAUUUAGAGAGUUCCAGCGAAUCCGAGUGUGAGUCCGAUGAGGACAGCACCUGUUCGAGCAGCUCCGACUCGGAGGUUUUCGACGUCAUUGCAGAAAUCAAGCGCAAGAAGGCCCACCCUGACCGACUGCACGACGAGCUGUGGUACAAUGACCCGGGCCAGAUGAACGACGGGCCACUCUGCAAGUGCAGCGCGAAGGCCAGGCGCACAGGAAUCAGACACAGCAUUUACCCCGGAGAAGAGGCCAUCAAGCCCUGCCGCCCCAUGACCAACAACGCGGGCAGGCUCUUCCACUACCGGAUCACCGUGUCCCCACCCACCAACUUCUUGACCGACCGGCCAACUGUUAUCGAGUAUGAUGAUCACGAGUAUAUCUUUGAGGGAUUUUCUAUGUUUGCACAUGCCCCCCUGACCAAUAUCCCACUGUGUAAAGUAAUCAGAUUCAACAUAGACUACACGAUUCAUUUCAUCGAAGAGAUGAUGCCCGAGAAUUUUUGUGUGAAGGGACUUGAACUAUUUUCAUUAUUCCUAUUCCGAGAUAUUUUGGAAUUGUACGACUGGAAUCUUAAAGGUCCUUUGUUUGAAGACAGCCCUCCCUGCUGCCCCAGAUUUCAUUUCAUGCCGCGUUUUGUAAGGUUUCUUCCAGAUGGAGGAAAGGAAGUGCUGUCCAUGCACCAGAUCCUCCUGUACUUGCUGCGCUGCAGCAAGGCCCUGGUGCCCGAGGAAGAGAUCGCCAACAUGCUGCAGUGGGAGGAGCUGGAGUGGCAGAAGUACGCGGAGGAGUGCAAAGGCAUGAUCGUCACCAACCCCGGCACGAAACCAAGCUCUGUCCGCAUCGAUCAACUGGAUCGUGAACAGUUCAACCCCGAUGUGAUCACUUUUCCAAUUAUCGUUCACUUUGGGAUACGCCCUGCACAGUUGAGUUAUGCAGGAGACCCACAGUACCAGAAACUCUGGAAGAGUUAUGUGAAACUUCGCCACCUCCUAGCAAAUAGUCCCAAGGUCAAACAGACGGACAAACAGAAGCUAGCACAGAGGGAGGAAGCACUCCAGAAAAUACGGCAGAAGAACACGAUGAGGCGAGAAGUGACGGUGGAGCUGAGCAGCCAGGGCUUCUGGAAGACUGGCAUCCGCUCUGACGUCUGUCAGCAUGCAAUGAUGCUACCUGUGUUGACUCAUCAUAUUCGCUACCACCAGUGCCUGAUGCACCUAGACAAGUUGAUAGGAUAUACUUUCCAGGAUCGUUGUCUGUUACAGCUGGCCAUGACUCACCCGAGUCAUCACUUGAAUUUUGGAAUGAACCCUGACCAUGCCAGGAAUUCUCUGUCUAACUGUGGCAUUCGGCAGCCCAAAUACGGAGACAGAAAAGUUCAUCACAUGCACAUGCGGAAGAAGGGAAUUAACACCCUAAUAAAUAUUAUGUCUCGCCUUGGCCAAGAUGACCCAACUCCCUCAAGGAUUAAUCACAAUGAACGGUUGGAGUUCCUGGGUGAUGCUGUUGUUGAAUUCCUCACCAGCGUCCACUUGUACUAUUUGUUCCCGAGUCUGGAGGAAGGAGGACUAGCGACUUACCGCACCGCCAUCGUCCAGAAUCAGCACCUGGCCAUGCUGGCGAAGAAACUUGAACUAGAUCGAUUUAUGCUCUAUGCCCACGGUCCUGACCUUUGUAGAGAAUCAGAUCUUCGCCACGCGAUGGCUAACUGUUUCGAAGCAUUAAUAGGAGCGGUGUACCUGGAGGGAAGCCUGGAGGAAGCCAAACAGUUAUUUGGACGCUUGCUCUUUAACGACCCGGACCUGCGCGAAGUCUGGCUCAAUUACCCUCUCCACCCGCUGCAGCUACAAGAGCCAAACACGGAUCGACAACUCAUUGAGACUUCUCCGGUCCUGCAGAAGCUCACUGAGUUUGAAGAAGCAAUCGGGGUGAUGUUCACUCACGUCCGGCUUCUGGCAAGAGCAUUCACGCUGCGAACUGUGGGGUUUAACCACCUGACCCUGGGCCACAACCAGAGGAUGGAAUUCCUCGGGGACUCCAUAAUGCAGCUGGUGGCCACGGAGUAUUUGUUCAUUCACUUCCCAGACCACCACGAAGGCCACUUAACCUUGUUGCGAAGCUCCCUGGUGAAUAACAGGACUCAGGCCAAGGUGGCGGAGGAGCUGGGCAUGCAGGAGUACGCCAUCACCAACGACAAGACCAAGAGGCCCGUGGCCCUUCGCACCAAGACGCUGGCAGACCUUUUGGAAUCAUUUAUUGCCGCACUCUACAUUGACAAGGAUUUGGAAUACGUUCAUACUUUCAUGAACGUUUGUUUCUUUCCACGAUUAAAAGAGUUCAUUUUGAAUCAGGAUUGGAACGACCCCAAAUCCCAGCUGCAGCAGUGUUGCCUGACGCUGAGGACAGAAGGGAAAGAGCCGGACAUCCCUCUGUACAAGACUCUGCAGACGGUGGGGCCCUCCCACGCGAGAACCUACACUGUGGCUGUUUACUUCAAGGGGGAGAGAAUAGGCUGUGGGAAAGGACCAAGUAUUCAGCAAGCGGAAAUGGGAGCAGCAAUGGAUGCACUUGAAAAAUAUAACUUUCCCCAGAUGGCCCAUCAGAAGCGGUUCAUUGAACGAAAAUACAGACAAGAGUUAAAAGAAAUGAGGUGGGAGAGAGAACAUCAAGAGAAAGAGCCAGAUGAGACUGAAGACAUAAAGAAGUAAAGGACGCAGAAGUGGUGGCGUAUUCACUCGCCCAGUGACUGUGACCGUCGUCCAUCGGGACCUCGCCCGGUUUUCCCGAGACCCGUGCACAGCGGGUGCCUUUGGAAGUAACCCCGUGGCCAGCACGCUCCUGUCGUCCCGCGGACCUUCCGUUCUGUUGUUAGCUGGGUCACCCUUAGUGCCAGGUGUUUGAUUUCUAUUUAAUGGAACACUUUAGUGGAUGUGCAUCUUCCUUUUUAUUUUUUCUUUAAAACAAUAAAAUUUUAAAAAGUU
Phyllostomus discolor (pale spear-nosed bat) is the source of this 4551-nucleotide messenger RNA. It is a transcript of the gene DROSHA, whose product is annotated as drosha ribonuclease III. Lineage: Eukaryota; Metazoa; Chordata; Mammalia; Chiroptera; Phyllostomidae. The record is from RefSeq and is a predicted model, not a curated record. The transcript has 34 exons. The coding region runs from base 265 to 4278 and encodes 1337 amino acids. Gene Ontology annotation, molecular function: double-stranded RNA binding; ribonuclease III activity. Gene Ontology annotation, biological process: rRNA processing; regulation of gene expression; primary miRNA processing. Gene Ontology annotation, cellular component: nucleus.